Messenger RNA from Paramormyrops kingsleyae, 5630 nucleotides. Lineage: Eukaryota; Metazoa; Chordata; Actinopteri; Osteoglossiformes; Mormyridae. The record is from RefSeq and is a predicted model, not a curated record.
GGGUCCAGGUUUUAUUCCCAGCCAAGUGACGUCAGAUGCCUCCUGAGCUCCGUUUCGGGAGCGGAGAACAUAGUAACAAGCACAAUAAAGUAGGGAAAGAGGGAAAGAAAGCCUCUCCAUCGUUUCGCAUGUAGACCGCAAAUAUAGGAAUAUUUAUCCACCCCAGAGGAAGAGUUGUACCCCGGGAUCUGGGGGGUGUAACGUCCGCAACACUUCCGCAAUGGAUAGAGUUUUAACUUGUUUCUUUGCUGCGGUCAGUUUUCUGAUUUCAGUCAGGGGACAAGUAUUUAAAGGCGCCUGCAACUUUGAGAAGCCCUACACGUCCUGCGGAUACAUCCAAGGCAAAGAUGAUGACCUGGACUGGGAGCAGGUCAACACCAAAGAGAAACCAUCCUUGGACCCACUGAUGCCUGCAGGCGCGGCCUUCAUGAUGGUGAACAGCACAGGCCGUUUCGCAGGCCAGAAGGCCCAGCUCUUCAUGCCCCAGCUGAAGGAGAACGACACGCACUGUGUGCUGCUUCAGUACUACGUGUCGGGCCUGGAUGCCACCAGUCCCGGGCAACUCAGCGUCUACGUCAAGGAGAACAGCAGCCCACUGGGGGUCCCGGUAUGGAACACCUCCGUGCCCACGGCGCCUGGCUGGAGCCCGCUGGAGCUGGCCAUCAGCAUCUUCUGGCCCAACUUUUACCAGAUCGUGUUCGAAGUCGUGACCUCAGGACAGAGGGGACUGCUGGCGAUUAAGGACAUCCGCCUCCAGGGACACCAGUGCAUGAAAACACCACACUUCCUGCACAUCAAGGGCGUGGAGGUGAACGCCAGGCAGACAGCCACCUUCCAGUGCACCUUCAGCGGCCGGCCUGUGGACAUCUACAGCAUCUGGCUGCAGGGUAUCGGAGGGCGGGAGGCGCCACGCAGAUCCACGCGACCUGUGAACGACAGACGGUUCAUCGCAACCUUCGACGUGGAGAACACCACCAAGGGUGACUCAGGACGCUACCGCUGCAUAGUGCAUUCUGACAAAGGAGUUGGGGUGUCCACGUACGCGGAUCUUACCGUCAAACAACCCCCAGUGCCUAUCGCACCCCCCCAACUGACAGGGGUUGGCGCCACCUACCUGUGGAUCCAGCUAAACGCCAACUCUAUCAACGGGGAUGGCCCUAUUAUCGAGCGGGAGGUGGAGUACCGCACCGUGUCCGGAAGUCUCAUUGACAACCAGCCCGUUGACAAGACCACGCACAAGAUCGGUCAUCUGGAUCCUGACACCGAGUACGAGAUCAGCGUCCUGCUGACGCGGCCCCUGGAUGGGGGCACUGGAGCCCCCGGCCCGCCGCUUCGUGCCAAGACCAAAUGUGCCGACCCCAUGCAUGGGCCCAGGAACCUGGAGGUGGUGGACAUCAACUCCAGGCAGAUCACCGUGCGCUGGGAGCCCUUCGGUUACAACGUCACACGUUGCCACAGCUAUAACCUGACUGUGCAGUACCGCUACCGGGCCGGCGGCAAGGAAGAGACACGUGAGGAGGUGUGCCACGACACAGCCGGCAUAGCGCCACAGCAUGUCAUCCGGAACCUUCCUCCCUACACCAAUGUCAGUGUGCGACUGGUGCUGCGCAACCCUGAGGGCGUCCAAGAGAGCCAGGAGGUGGAUGUGCUGACCGAUGAAGAUGUGCCAGGUGCUGUUCCAGUGGAGUCCAUUCAGGGAAGCACCUAUGAGGAAAAGAUCACCCUUAAAUGGAGGGAGCCGGCCCAGACAUAUGGCAUAAUUACACUGUAUGAGAUUUCAUACAAGGCCGUUAGCUCUUUCGACCCUGAGUUUGACCUGUCAAACCAGAGCGGGAAGGUUUUCAAGCACAGCAACGAGACCUCGCACCUGUUCGUGGGGCUCUACCCUGGCUCUACAUACACCUUCACUAUCAGGGCGAGCACCGUCAAAGGUUUCGGCCCGCCUGCCAUCACACAGUUCACCACCAAGAUCUCAGCGCCCCACAUGCCCGGGUAUGACCACGAGACACCUCUCAACCAGACUGACAGCACGGUGACAGUGAUGCUGAAGCCGGCACAGAGCCGCGGGGCGCCUGUCAGUGUGUACCAGGUGGUGGUAGAAGAAGAGCGCCCCCGUCGGGCCAGGGGAACAGCGGAGAUCCUGCGCUGCUACCCCGUACCCAUCCACUUCCAGAAUGCCACUCUGCUCAACUCGCCUUACUACUUCACUGCGGAGUUCCCCGCCACCGGCAUUCAGACCCCCCAGCGCUUCAGCAUCGGUGACAACAGGACGUACAGCGGCUACUGGAACGCACCCUUGCUGCCCCACAAGAGCUACAGCAUCUACUACCAGGCCGUCAGCACCGCCAACUGGGAGACAAAAAUCGAUUGCGUGCGAGUCGCCACCAAAGCUGCCAUAAUCGCGACUCAGCUCACCACACCCUAUAUACGCAUCGCCCCGGCGGCCGGCGACAACCAGCUCACAGGAGCAGCCACCCGGAAGCCUGAUGCCGUCGAACCUGAGAAGCAGACCGACCACACGGUGAAGGUAGCUGGGGUCAUCGCUGGCACCCUGCUCUUCGUCAUCAUUUUUCUUGGUGUGGUGCUGGUAAUGAAGAAAAGAAGAACCUAUCACUCCUACACUUACUACCUGAAACUGGCGAAGAAGCGGAAAGAGACGCUGAGCAGCACACGGCAGGAGAUGACGGUGAUGGUGAACUCCAUGGACAAGAGCUACACGGAGCAGGGCACCAACUGCGACGAGGCCAUCUCCUUCAUGGACACGCACAACCUCAACGGCAGAUCUGUCUCUUCACCCUCGUCGUUCACCAUGAAGACUAACACCCUCAGCACCUCCGUUCCUACCUCCUACUACCCAGACCCCUUUGUGCCAACCGCGAUAUUAGUUCCGAUUAAUGACGAGAGCCACGCCGCGGCAAGCGACACCGGCAGCCUGGUGCAGUCUCACGGGCACACGUACAAGACGCGGGAGUCGGCGGACGUGCCGUACCAGACCGGGCAGCUGCACCCUGCCAUCCGCGUGGCCGAUCUGCUGCAGCACAUCACGCAGAUGAAGUGCUCCGAGGGCUACGGCUUCAAGGAGGAGUACGAGAGCUUCUUCGAAGGACAGUCGGCACCAUGGGAUUCAGCGAAGAAGGACGAGAACCGGAUGAAGAACCGAUACGGGAAUAUCAUCGCAUACGACCAUUCCCGAGUCAGGCUCCAGGCCCUCGAAGGAGAGCAGAACUCGGAUUACAUUAAUGCAAAUUAUGUUGACGGUUACCACAGACCAAACCACUACAUCGCUACGCAAGGCCCCAUGCAAGAGACCGUCUAUGACUUCUGGAGGAUGGUGUGGCAGGAGAACACGGCGAUCAUCGUCAUGGUGACCAACCUGGUGGAAGUUGGAAGGCCGUUCGAGGAAGCUGAAGAGAGGAAGCUUGGAGAGUCUGUAAAGGUGAAAUGCUGUAAGUACUGGCCUGACGACACUGAGAUCUACAGGGACAUGAAGGUGACGCUCAUCGAGACUCAGCUUCUGUCCGAGUAUGUUAUCCGGACCUUUGCCGUGGAAAAGAGAGGAGCCCAUGAGAUCAGAGAGAUCCGGCAGUUCCACUUCACCGGCUGGCCAGACCAUGGCGUCCCGUAUCAUGCCACGGGGCUGCUCGGCUUCGUGCGGCGGGUAAAAUCGAAGUGCCCCGCCAACGCCGGGCCCAUGGUGGUCCACUGCAGUGCUGGUGCCGGACGCACAGGCUGCUUCAUCGUGAUCGACAUCAUGUUGGACAUGGCGGAAAGGGAGGGGGUGGUGGAUAUCUACAACUGCGUCCGGGAGCUGCGUUCCAGAAGAGUCAAUAUGGUCCAGACAGAGGAGCAGUACGUCUUCAUCCACGAUGCCAUCCUAGAGGCCUGCCUCUGCGGAGACACCACCAUUCCUGCCUCUCAGCUCCGCUCUGUCUACUACGACAUGAAUCGCCUGGACCCCCAGACCAACUCCAGCCAGAUGAAGGAGGAGUUCAGGACUCUGAACAUGGUGACCCCCACGCUGCGGGUGGAGGACUGCAGCAUCGCCCUACUCCCGCGCAACCACGAGAAGAACCGCUGCAUGGAUGUGCUCCCUCCCGACCGCUGCCUGCCCUUCCUCAUCACCAUCGACGGCGAGAGCAGCAACUACAUCAACGCCGCGCUCAUGGAUAGCUACAAGCAGCCAUCGGCGUUCAUAGUCACCCAGCACCCGCUGCCAAACACGGUGAAGGACUUCUGGAGGCUGGUGCUUGACUACCACUGUACCUCCAUCGUGAUGCUUAACGAUGUGGAUCCAGCCCAGCUCUGUCCCCAGUACUGGCCAGAAAACGGGGUCCACAGACACGGACCCAUCCAGGUGGAGUUUGUGUCCGCUGACCUGGAGGAGGACAUCAUCAGCAGAAUAUUCCGGAUUUACAACGCGGCGCGGCCCCAGGAUGGCUACCGCAUGGUGCAGCAGUUCCAGUUCCUGGGCUGGCCCAUGUACCGCGACACGCCCGUCUCCAAGCGCUCCUUCCUCAAGCUCAUCCGGCAGGUGGAGAAGUGGCAGGAGGAGUACGAUGGCGGGGAGGGCCGCACAGUGGUGCACUGCCUGAACGGGGGGGGUCGCAGUGGGACCUUCUGCGCCAUCAGCAUCGUGUGCGAGAUGCUGCGUCACCAGCGCGCCGUGGACGUCUUCCACGCCGUCAAAACCCUAAGAAACAACAAGCCCAACAUGGUGGACCUGCUGGAUCAGUACAAGUUCUGCUAUGAAGUUGCACUGGAGUACUUGAGUUCUGGAUAAGUCGGCCCGGAUCGGCUCCAUCUUGUCUAGCCCCACCUAGCUGGACUGGGACUCCAUGUCUGGAAUUUACGUCUAGAUGGCGAGGUCUGUCGCUCUGAGCGACGGCACCCGGGCCCGCCGAAGGAUCACGAUUCGGCAGGACUGGGUGUUGGCGCCGCCCUCCUGGCCACGCCCCCACCCACCCACCCCCCCGCUCUGCGUGUACAGCAAGAACUGCACCACCCAUAGCUAUCCCCACAGUGACAUGUCCAUCUGCAUUAGCUAGCAGGACGGCUACAGGAGUGUGGCGUCAUACUCACCACUCACCUCUCCCAGUCUCACUUUUUCUGGCUCUCGCCUUACCAGUUCUCCGCCUCUAUCCUCGCUGGAAGUGUCAUUUCUGCUUUUUCGUGGGGAAUGCAAUUUACGUAACGUCGAUAUGUUUCUUUCCGAUUUCCUUAUCCUAGUUUUCUUCGUCGAAGCACAGCGGUAUGUCCCGUAUAGCCGAAGCCGACCCCUGACCCCCAACAUCCUGAAUGUUAAGUUGUCGUUGCUGUAACUGCUUCCGACAUCAUUGUGUUGAAGGAGGAAUAACCAACACGAUAAAACUCGCCAGCUUGCAUCACGUCCAGUCAAAUGAUCGUCAUUGUCACAUUGUUUAUAUUGUAAAUAUCUGAAAUCCUGCGGAUUAUUUAUUCAUUCAGAGUUUUUGUGAAGCGCACUCAAUGACAAUCAUUUUCUUUUUGUUUGUUUUGUUUUUUUGUCAGACUCUGUAUGAUGUUGAACUGAUGAUUGUUAGCUUUUGUUUAUCUUGUAUUGGGAAAAAAAAACAACUUCAAUUUACAAAUACAUACAUAUAUCUGCCAAUGUC